AUGGCGCCAACGCUCAAACUCACCUACUUCGACGCGCGCGGAAGGGCGGAGGCCACCCGCCUGGCGCUGUGCAUCGGGGGGAUCGAGUUUGAGGACAAGCGGGUCACCGGGGAUGAGUUUGCGGCGCUGAAACCCACUCUGCCCUUCGGCCAGGUCCCUGUCCUGGAGGUGGACGGAGAGAUGCAUGCUCAGACGGGCGCCUUCCUGCACUACACAGGCAAGCUGGCAGGCCUCUACCCAAAAGACCCUCUGGAGGCUCUGCGGGUGGAUGAGAUUGUUCUCGCCUUGGAAGACAUGACUGCGGCCAUCAUUCCAGUGUUCUAUGAAAAGGACGAGGCCAAGAAGGCUGAAAUGAUCAAGGAGUGUGUGGAUGUAACGAUGCCGAAGUGGCUGUCGAGCAUAGAGAAGCGGAUAGUGGGCAGAGGUUGUGAGUGGGCGGCUGGCGACACGAUGAGCAUCGCCGAUCUGUGCAUUUACAGCUACUGGGUGAAUAUUGCCCAGGGUGCGCUGGCCAUUGUGCCCACGAACUAUCUGGAACCCUACACAAAGCUCAGCGAAAUCGGCCAAAAGGUGGCAGACCACCCCAAGGUCAAAGAGUGGAAUGAGAAGCACUAG
Ostreobium quekettii is the source of this 615-nucleotide messenger RNA. Lineage: Eukaryota; Viridiplantae; Chlorophyta; Ulvophyceae; Bryopsidales; Ostreobiaceae. The record is from the annotation of a GenBank genome assembly.